Molecule: messenger RNA, 2765 nt
Organism: Pungitius pungitius (ninespine stickleback)
Lineage: Eukaryota; Metazoa; Chordata; Actinopteri; Perciformes; Gasterosteidae
Gene: gpr83
Product: G protein-coupled receptor 83
Exons: 4
Coding region: 118-1524 (468 amino acids)
Biological process (GO): neuropeptide signaling pathway
Cellular component (GO): plasma membrane
Molecular function (GO): neuropeptide Y receptor activity
Source: RefSeq, a predicted model, not a curated record
UUUAAAAUGAGUAGCCUUGCUUAACACAACCUGUUGCUCUCGCUUCUGCUUCUCCACCACAGUGACACCGGGGACGCAGCUUUUCAGAUAACACUACAAAAUAGAAAAAGUGCUGAAAUGAGAGAGGCGUGUGUUUGGCUCUGCGCGCUGCUCUGGAUCGGCAGCCCCGCAGCAGCGGGACACAAACUCAACGACUCUUCACUUAUGGGAGAGGAGACAUUUUCCCUCACGGCUCAUUUGCACAACGGGUCGGGGCGGGCCGGUAACCGGACUUCAGGGUUUCUCCUCUUGGACUUCGAUGAGGGGAUGCUGGAGGACUGGCGCUCUCUGGCCAGCAAGAAGCGUCGCGGCGGGGAGUCGCAGGACGGCGGCGUCAAGGCGCUGCUGGUGGCCGCCUACUCCCUCAUCAUUGUCAUCUCCUUGUUCGGGAACACCCUGGUGUGCCACGUGGUGGUCAAAAACAAGCGCAACUUGUCUGCCACCAGCUUGUUUAUUAUGAACCUCGCCGUGGCUGAUAUCUUCAUCACUGUCCUCAAUACUCCGUUCACUCUGGUCCGGUUUGUGAACAGCACCUGGGUGUUUGGGAGGACAAUGUGUCACAUCAGUCGCUUCGUACAGUACUGCUCCCUGCACGUCUCCACUCUCACCCUCACCGCUAUCGCCCUGGACCGUCGGCAGGUGAUUUUGCACCCUUUGAGACCUCGAAUGUCCCUGACAAAAGGCGGUGUUUGGGUUGCUGUUGUAUGGAUGAUGGCUACCUGCUUCUCCCUCCCUCAUGCAAUCUAUCAAAAACUCCUGACUUUUAUGUACAGCAAGGAAAAAGAGCGCAGCUUUUGUGUCCCAGACUUCCCAGAGCCCGCAGACGUCUACUGGAAGUACAUUGACCUCCUGACCUUCAUAUUACUUUACAUGCUGCCUCUCCUCAUCAUCACCGCCUCCUACACCACGGUGGCCUGUCGGCUGUGGAGCCACAACACCAUCGGUGACACCACGACCGCUCAGCACGCUGCGCAGCGAAGAAAGCGGCGGCGGACGUUGGCCAUGCUGCUGCUGGUGGUUGGGGUGUUUGCCGUCUGCUGGUUCCCCCUCAACUGCUAUGUGGUGCUGCUGUCCAGCCAGGCCAUCCACUCCUCUAACGCCCUGUACUUCUGCUUUCACUGGCUGGCUAUGAGCUCCACCUGCUACAACCCUUUCAUCUACUGCUGCCUGAAUCCGGCCUUCCGCGCCGAGCUGAGGCUCCUCUUCGACAUUUGCAGGAGGAAGCGCGGGGCGGUGGUCGAGCUGGAGCCAGAGCUCCGGCCAGUAGCUCCUCCCCGUCACAGGACUGCGUGGCCCGACAACUGCGCGGCGUCGGAGCCAAGGCGCGCUCUGUCCCACAUGGGGCCCGCCUCCUCACAGCCGAGCCACACCACCUCCAGUCGCUCCCACAACCUGAAAGAUAAACGUGUUCUCUUCACGGCCAGACAGGUCCUCAGCGGAAAGAUAGACAUCCUCUCGGUGGAACCUAUCGUGGCUGUGAGCUGAGUGGAAAUAACUGCCGCAAUUGGAAUGGUGCUUUAAAAUGGACGGGAAAUCAGAAAAUGUCAGAGCUGCCUCGGCGUGUCUUCACAGGAUGUUAAUGGAAGCAGAGGACAUUCAUUAGUGGCUUUAAACAGAACAUUCGGUCAGGUUGUUUUUCCAUGGGUUUCCCUGUGGUUUUAGUUAUUAUUUCUAUUCGCCAUGCUUUUCAAUCUAGUUAAGCCUCAGCACAAGAGAUAUUUGCAGUAAUUACCAUACUGCAAUUGGAAUGCCCGACCCUAGUUUGAAUACUAUUUUUAAAAUUUCCAUUAUAUUCUUAAUGCAUUCUCCCCCAUGUUGGCUGGCUAUUCAUUUUGUCUGAAAAAAUGUCCAUCUUUGUAAAGAGAAAACAAUUAGCAUAUUGUCCAUUAAGUAGAUGUUCUACCGCUUUCAACCAAUUUGUAUGAAGGGUUUUCAUACGUUUGCAGCAUUAAGACGAUCUACAUGAAACUCACCGAAACCUUAUCUUUUAUAGUGUUCAAAUUUCUCGCCCAAAAAUAUGUUGGGCAUUGAUAUUCAUAUUCUAAUGUAACAGUCAGGUCUGUCAUUUUUUUCAGCAGCCUUCUGCAUGAACAAAGGGAACGUAUUCUGCAUACGAUGCAUCCAAUCUCAGUGGACAUAUAUACAUGUUAAGAACAAAAUCAUCUUCAUAUUGAUCCACUGGCCCCAUUCAGUACAUGCUGCUACUCAUACCACUUACCUAGAGUAUGCAUUGGGAAAGGUUAAAGCUUGUUCAAAAAGAAAGUGGUUAUCCGUUGUUUUUUCCAUGCUUGAUAUCUUUCGGUUUGUUAUGCCCGCUGCUAGAGUAAUUUGAAUUAAUAUAAAACAAUUUUUCCCUUUGAAAAAUUUCCAUCACAUCACUUAACAGAUGUUAGAGAAUAGAAUAUUUAGUUUUUUAACCAAAGCAGUGGAAAUGACAACAAUAAAUGUAAUGGUGCUGAUGGUUUUCAGAAUAAUCUGAGUUAGAAAUGAACGGCAGCAUUUAGCUGAGAAAAGAAGGCAUUGUUUUUGUAGCUGAAAUAAAAAUGCGUGUUAAUUGUAAUAUUAACAAAAAAAAGGAUUGCAGGGAAGAUAUAGAACAUGUGUUUGUCUUGUGUACAAAAUAUAUUGUUAUGUUGUAUGUUAAAAUAUUCCUUUGUGCAUGUUUUAUUUAAAAAUAGAAUUGCUGAAAUUUGUAGUACAUAAACAGUUGCUUUAUUUUUGGUUUA